This is a messenger RNA of Glycine soja, 1123 nucleotides long. RefSeq names its product polygalacturonase inhibitor 2. The transcript has a single exon. Gene Ontology annotation, molecular function: protein binding. The record is from RefSeq and is a predicted model, not a curated record. NCBI's taxonomy places the organism in Eukaryota, Viridiplantae, Streptophyta, Magnoliopsida, Fabales, Fabaceae. The coding region runs from base 23 to 1021 and encodes 332 amino acids.
UAAUCACAUUCAUUCAAGAUAGAUGUCAAAGUUAAGCAUUCUCUUCCUCCUAGUCUUAUCCUUCAGUUCUGUACUCUCAGAACUAUGCAACCCACAAGACAAACAAGCCCUACUCCAAAUCAAGAAAGAGCUUGGAAACCCAACCACUCUCUCCUCAUGGCUUCUAACCACUGAUUGCUGCAACAGAACAUGGCUAGGUGUUUCAUGCGACACCGACACCCAAACAUACCGCGUCAACGACCUCGACCUCUCCGAUCUUAACCUCCCCAAACCCUACUCUAUUCCUCCCUCCAUAGCCAACCUUCCCUACUUGAAUUUUCUUUCCAUUAGCAGGACCCCAACCCUAAUCGGUCAAAUCCCCUCAGCCAUCGCUAAACUCACCCAACUCCGUUAUCUCUAUAUCACCCACACCAAUGUCUCCGGCCCUAUACCAGAUUUCUUGUCUCAAAUCAAAACCUUAGUCACCCUCGAUUUCUCCUACAACACCCUCUCCGGCAAACUCCCCGCCUCGCUCUCUUCGCUGCCCAAUCUCGUCGGAAUCACCUUCGACGGCAACCAAAUCUCCGGCGCCAUCCCGGACUCGUACGGCUCAUUCUCGAAGCUUUUCACGUCGAUGACGAUCUCCCGCAACCGCCUCACAGGGAAGAUUCCGGCGACGUUCGCGAAUCUGAACCUGGCGUUCGUGGACUUGUCUCGGAACAUGCUGGAGGGUGAUGCGUCGGUGUUGUUUGGGACGGAGAAAAACACGCAGAAGAUACUUCUGGCGAAGAACAUGCUUGCUUUUGAUCUGGGGAAAGUAGGCUUGUCUAAGAACUUGAACGGCUUGGAUCUUAGGAACAACCGUAUUUAUGGGAUGCUACCUCAGGGACUUACGGCGCUUAAGUUUCUGCACAGUUUUAAUGUGAGCUUCAAUGAUCUUUGUGGUGAGAUUCCGCAGGGUGGGAACAUGCAACGUUUUGACGUAUCUUCUUAUGCCAAUAACAAGUGUUUGUGUGGCUCUCCUCUUCCACCAUGCACUUAAUAACAAGUGUUUUAUUUUCAACCCUAGCUUGGAUUAAUAAGAACGGAUGGGAUUAAACGUUAUAAUAGAGUCAUAUUCAAAAGGUAAAUACCCAAAGUAUUA